Messenger RNA from Lasiosphaeria miniovina, 1704 nucleotides. RefSeq lists its product as uncharacterized. NCBI's taxonomy places the organism in Eukaryota, Fungi, Ascomycota, Sordariomycetes, Sordariales, Lasiosphaeriaceae. The transcript has 3 exons. The record is from RefSeq and is a predicted model, not a curated record. The coding region runs from base 1 to 1704 and encodes 567 amino acids.
AUGUGGAGAAGCCAAUCGGACCGCGAAUACAUCGUCGCGGACACAGCGCUGCCCGUGUCAACGUUGAGCAAGUUUUACCAGUUUCUCGCGAGCCACAGGCUGUCCAACGGCCAGCUCUUGGCAAUGCCCGCGCUGUCGCCCGACGACCUAAGGAAGUUCACCAUGCCCUUCAAUGAAUGGGCGCCACCGCCCUUCAACAACAACACCAUCCGCAGCGACUCCGCAAGCAACCGGCUCAUUAUGUCCAUCAGCGGCCUGGAUCAGUUGUUCGGCAUGGAUCUGGUGGACCCCGAAACCCACCACAUCAAGCAACGCCAGUGGCUUGGCUUGGUCCCCCUCUCAGACCGACGCUGGGCGGAGAAGCAACUGGAUGCACCCGAGAACUUCGACCGCGCCCUCGAGCACGUCAUGAAGGCUGCUACCGUUUACUUCAGCUUGCCCGGCAGCAUCCGCAAGAUGCGCCGCGCCUUCACCAAUGCCCACAAUGUCCUCACCCACUUUGACACGGUCCUCGACGCCCACUACAACACCACCGCCACGGGCCCCCCAUCUCCCGUCCCUCAUCUCCCGUCCCUCGCGUCGCCGACCUCUGGUCCGAGUUCUUCCUCACCCACAUGGUCUCCGUCGGCAGCUGCGCUCACACCUGGGCCUCUGACCACCUCGAAACCCUCCCCGCAGCAGGAUGCCCUCUUCACGCAGUACGUACGCCUUGCCAAUGUCGUCGCCUACGUUGACGUAGCCACCCUCGUUCCCCUAGCCGGUUACGUGGUCUCGCUCCCGCACUGGCGCGCUGCCGUCUCACCGCCCAUUCGCCUGCUCGCCUAUCAAAAGCGGCUCGUGUACCUUGUCCGAGAGACCCUGACGGCCGAGAUAACGGCGCACCCGCCUAUUUAUAGUGGGGAGGGUACGUGGUCGCUGGACGCGGUAGUCGGGCCACUGCGCCUACAGCGUGAGGCGUAUGCGCGUGGGAGGAGAGAGCUGUGGGGCCAGCCGGCGCCAUGGCGCGAGGAGAUGUGCAUCGGGUCGCUAAAGCUGUGGAUGGAGCCCGCGAGGGUCGGGACGCCGGCCAAGUACGACUCGUGGGGAUUCGUCGGGUAUCGGCUUUGGUACCGACAGUCGGCAGCCGAGUGGGAGAGGUUUAUCAGCAAGUUUAACCACGACGUUGCUGGUUGGGGAGCUGGUGUCGCCGGGGUUGACGAGGUCAAAUCGAGGGCCGAGAUCAGGUGGGUGGAUGGGAGCGAGCAUGGAAUUGCCGAGGGGGAUGUCGAGGGGGCGAGGCAGCACUUCAAGACGCUGCAAGAGAGCGGCUGCGGCGGUCUCAACACCCCGCCCGCAUUUCUUGUUGCCGACCAGAUGUCCAUCGAUGCGUACCUGCAAGACGGCUACGCCGUUCCCGGUCAGGGUCGGCAGCUCAUCGACGAGGCCGACCUGGCUCCCUUUGUGACGCUCGCUGCUGCAACCAAGCCCGAGGCAAACCGUCCGGGUCCUAUUAGUGGGAGUUUGCCCAGAUUCGACGGGACCGUGAGGGUCCUGGGGUCAGUUCUGCUUGACGAUGUAUGGCAUAGUGUGCCCCACCUCAGCGUCGAGGACUUGUGGAGGAUAGCCGUCCUCCAUCCGUCCGAGGUUUAUGUAGGCGUGGUGACAGAGUCCCAGGUGAAGAACUGGGCUGCGUCCAACAAGAGUGAGGAUGGAGGUGCCACGUGA